AAUAUUGGUGAGGUUCCUCGUGAAAGACCCUGUAUACUAUGCGCAUGACCUUAUGCCCCCCUAACGUAAAAUGAGAACAUUCACGAUCAUUGUUGUUUGGUGUUAAUAUGGUAUUAUUAACAAAUAGAUCUAAGAGAAAUUGCGUUUUUCCUACAACCAAUAUUGAACUUAAGAACAUCACAGUGGCGACGAGGCAAAAACAACAAAUUAAUUGCAAAUAUAGUGAGUGAAACGCAGAGCAAUGGCUCAAGAAGAAAAUUCUACUGGACGGAAUGGUCUUAUUGGAAAAAUUCCAGAAUUCAAUUUCAACAUAUCUGAUUGAACCAUUUAUAAAGCAAGACUCGAUAAUUAUUGCGAAGCAAAUAACAUCACCGGAGUUAAGAAACGAGCGAUCUUCCUCAACAUGUUGGACGAAGACUCUUAUCGUCUUAUUUUCGAUCAAUGCAUCCCAGUGAAGCCGGAACAAAAAAGUUAUGAACAGCUGUUAGAAAUAUUCGUUCAUACUCCUUUUGCGGAGAGAAUAAAAUUUUACGAAUCCGAAAGAGGACCGGAAGAAUCUUCAAAUGAGUGGGUAGCACGUGUGCGAAGAUUGGCCAUACAGUGUGAAUUUGAUAACCACCUCGAGACGGCUCUCCGAGAUAAAAUUAUUUGUGGAUUUGGUAAGGGACCUGUCUUAGACCGACUUCUAGAAGAGAAAAUCACCAUUUCCUUGGCGGAUGCAGUGAAGAUAGCCAAUCACAAAAUGGAAGCACUCUCUUCGUUUGGAUGUAAAAAUGGCCAGGGCCAGGAUGGACAGCAAGACGGAAAUCCAGUCAAACAGGAGGUGCUGUAUUUGCGCAGCCGCCAGGAGCAGCCGGGAACCAAUCGGCGACCAGGAAAGGUGACGCAAAGUACUGAAGCGUCAUCAGCUUCCUCAGAAUUGGGGUACGCAGUGUGUGGACGCAGAGGACACAAUAAAGAUAAGUGUUAUUUUUCAAACUGUUCUUGUCGUUAUUGUAAUAGAAAGGGACAUUUGGAAAAUAUGUGUAUCAAAAAGAGAAAAAGAUUCAGGGUGGACGGAAAGUUUAAGAAAAACAAUUUUUUGGUCGAAGAAAAUGCUUUAUCUAGUAAUUUCACUGUACUCGAUAUCGACUCUGAACAUGAUGAAUUACCACUUUAUUCACUAACUGAUCCAAACGACGAACCGUAUUGCAUCUUGGCUAUAUAAACGGCAUUUCAAUCAAUUUUCAGAUUGAUACUGGAUCUAGCAAUAGUGCAAUAUCCGAUAAGGAAUAUUAUGAAAAAUUUUCAGAUGUGAAAUUAUUACCAACCAACAAAAUUUUAUGGUUUUAUAUUGGGGAAAAAAUCAAGCCUGUAGGUUAUUUUCAGGCAAAGAUAAAAUGUCAAAAAUUAGAAAGAAUUUUGAAUCUAUACGUAAUAUCAAAAAGGGCCACCAAUCUUAGGACGAGAUUUCCUGAAUUAUUUUGAUAUACAGUUUUGAAAUUUUACGAAAAAAAUGUCAGCCAAUGAUCGAAAAAUUUCGAAAUUAUUGCAGGAAUAUAAUUCUCUAUUUUCUGAAGGAAAAUUUAACUAAGGUGUUGCAAGUAUAAAAAUGAAACAUUCAAACGUGAGUCCAAAAUUUUUCAAGGCACGGCCAUUACCUCAUGCUAUCAGAGAUCUUGUUGAACAGGAAAUUAAUAGACUUGUUGAAGUAGGUAUCCUGACACCGGUGAGCUUCAGCGAAUGGGCGACUCCUGUGGUGCCAAUAAUUAAGAAAAAUGGAGAGAUUAGGCUAUGUGCGGACUUCAAGGUUACAAUAAACCCUCACAUUCAAGUGGACCAAUACCCAAUUCCUCGCAUAGAGGAUCUGUUUGGUAGGCUGCAAGGAGGAGAACAAUUCACAAAGUUGGACUUAUCACAAGCAUACCAGCAGAUAGCUGUGGAUGAGUCCUCUAAGAAGCUCUCUCCACACACAAGGGACUCUUCAGACCAGAAGACAGUGGAAGCUGAAAGAUAUCAAGACCAUCCCUAUUGUCAU
Molecule: messenger RNA, 2017 nt
Organism: Coccinella septempunctata (seven-spotted ladybird)
Lineage: Eukaryota; Metazoa; Arthropoda; Insecta; Coleoptera; Coccinellidae
Exons: 2
Coding region: 404-1207 (267 amino acids)
Source: RefSeq, a predicted model, not a curated record